Molecule: messenger RNA, 1411 nt
Organism: Rosa chinensis
Lineage: Eukaryota; Viridiplantae; Streptophyta; Magnoliopsida; Rosales; Rosaceae
Product: 60S ribosomal protein L3-2
Exons: 6
Coding region: 103-1272 (389 amino acids)
Biological process (GO): ribosomal large subunit assembly; translation
Cellular component (GO): cytosolic large ribosomal subunit; ribosome
Molecular function (GO): structural constituent of ribosome; RNA binding
Source: RefSeq, a predicted model, not a curated record
CCUCGACUAAACCUAGGGAGGGUUUCUCAUCGAACCAACUCAGUGCUGGUUGCCGCCUUCUCUUUAUCUCUCGAUUCGUAGAGCUUAAUUCAAGAAGGAAACAUGUCCCAUCGCAAGUUUGAACACCCAAGGCAUGGCUCUCUUGGAUUUCUUCCAAGGAAAAGAGCAUCCCGCCACAGAGGAAAAGUGAAGGCAUUCCCCAGAGAUAAUCCAACGACAUCUUGCAGAUUGACUGCUUUCCUGGGAUACAAAGCAGGAAUGACCCAUAUUGUUAGAGAUGUUGAAAAGCCAGGAUCAAAGCUACACAAAAAGGAAACAUGUGAAGCAGUUACAGUUAUUGAAACACCACCCAUGGUGGUUGUUGGGGUUGUGGGUUAUGUGAAGACACCCCGUGGUCUCCGUUCUUUGGACACAGUUUGGGCCCAGCACCUGAGUGAGGAGGUGAAGAGAAGAUUCUACAAGAACUGGUGUAAGUCUAAAAAGAAGGCAUUCACUAAGCACUCGAGCAAAUACGAGAGUGAAAAUGGGAAAAGGGACAUCCACGCCCAAUUGGAGAAAAUGAAAAAGUACUGCUCUGUGAUUCGUGUUUUAGCCCACACUCAGAUUAGAAAAAUGAAGGGACUGAAGCAGAAGAAAGCCCAUUUGAUGGAGAUUCAGGUGAAUGGUGGAGAUAUUGCAAAGAAGGUUGACUAUGCUUACAGCUUCUUUGAGAAGCAGAUUCCUGUUGAUGCUGUUUUCCAGAAAGAUGAGAUGAUUGACAUUAUUGGAGUGACAAAGGGAAAAGGCUAUGAGGGUGUGGUUACUCGCUGGGGUGUCACUCGUCUUCCCCGUAAGACCCAUCGUGGGCUUAGAAAAGUAGCCUGCAUUGGUGCUUGGCAUCCAGCUAGGGUUUCGUUUACUGUUGCCAGGGCUGGGCAGAAUGGCUACCAUCAUCGUACUGAGAUGAACAAGAAGAUAUACAAGCUUGGAAAGUCUGGGCAGGAGUCUCACUCUGCAAUGACCGAGUUUGACAGGACGGAGAAGGAUAUUACGCCCAUGGGUGGUUUCCCACAUUAUGGUGGGGUGAAAGAGGAUUAUCUUGUCAUAAAGGGCUGCUGUGUAGGUCCGAAAAAGCGAGUUGUUACCUUGAGGCAGUCACUUUUGAAGCAGACAUCACGGGUUGCCAUGGAGGAGAUAAAGCUCAAGUUCAUUGAUACGUCAUCCAAAUUUGGCCAUGGUCGUUUCCAAACUACACAAGAGAAGGCAAGGUUCUAUGGCAGGCUCAAGGCUUGAUCUACCUGUAGUGAUAGAGAUCCAGAAUGACCUCUUUCAGUAAUUUAUCAUGAUUUUUGUUUUCGGAUUGGAUCAUUAAUUUCUUGAACUUGUAUUCUUAUAUUUAUGAUUAUUUUGGUCAGUCUUACCUUUUGAGUAA